Nerophis lumbriciformis (worm pipefish) is the source of this 1494-nucleotide messenger RNA. It is a transcript of the gene dynlt1b, whose product is annotated as dynein light chain Tctex-type 1b. NCBI's taxonomy places the organism in Eukaryota, Metazoa, Chordata, Actinopteri, Syngnathiformes, Syngnathidae. Gene Ontology annotation, cellular component: cytoplasm; cytoplasmic dynein complex. Gene Ontology annotation, biological process: microtubule-based movement. The record is from RefSeq and is a predicted model, not a curated record. Gene Ontology annotation, molecular function: dynein intermediate chain binding.
AUGAUCUUCAAGAGCAAUGUUUUAAUCGUCCUCCUGUAUGGCUCAGAAUGUUGGAAAACCACUUCAUCCAUUGAAAGCAAGUCAGAUUUUUUCCAAAAUAAGUGCCUGCAUCGCAUCUUUAGGAUAUUCUGGCCAAACACCAUUUUAAAUGGAAAAACUCUGGGAAAGAACAUUGAAGAGACCACCCACAUUUGACGAUGGAGAUGUGCCAGAGAAGAUCCCUUUAUUGGAUGCUUAUAUGGGAGGAGAAACCGACUGUCCCCAGAGUAGAGGCUGACAGGGACAGAUGGAAAUUCCUUGCUUUGCCUCAAGCGCCAGGUGGCCCAGAAGAGGACUGAGUGAGUGUGUGAUGCAUAAUCCAUUUUCUAUACAGUUUUUCAUCAUUAAGGUGACAGGUGAGAUCGAGUCUAUCUUAGGCUGACUUUUGGAGAGCUCUGUCAUCUGUCAUCAUAGUUCAGAUAAACGGCAUAUUAUUGGAUAAAUAACUUUUUAAAAGGAUUGUAAGUAUAAGUGAGGAUGAAUAAUGUAUUUAAAUUAAAAAUAACAUUUAUUUACAAUUUAACAAAAAAAACUACAGUAACACCAUCCAUCCAUCCAUUUCCUACCGCUUGUCCCACACAAUUUAAUAAUUCAAAGGGAUAUGUGAAAGCAUCAUAAUGAACUUGCGAACAACAAACUUUUUUUCAUUUAGCUGAUACGACAGUUGACGUGAAGAAGUCGUUUAGCGUUCAGUGCUUUAUGUGGGCGGAUGUCUUUAUGACGUCGAUAUUAGUCAAUUACCCUGACUGCAACAAGUAUUUCCAUUUUAUUGAGGACUUCCGAUCUAAACACUUUUCCCUGGUUCAACUACUGGCAUCAAAUAAUAUAUGAAUCUAUUAUAUUUGUAUAUAUAAUACAUUCAACGUUAGAACGAAAGCUCAAUUUUACAGGCGAUGUCAAAGACGCAAUGUGAAUGCUUUUAUUGUGUAAAACCAAUACCGGAAGUUUUGAUCUGAGCUGACCUACUUCUGCACAGAAUGGACGAAGGCGGAGAAGAUGAAACUACUUUUGUCGUGGAAGACGUGACCAAGCUAAUAAAAGACUCCAUAGAAACAGUCAUUGGAGGAAACGCGUAUCAACACGUCAGAGUAAACCAGUGGAGCACAAGCGUUGUGGAGCAGUGCCUAAGUCAACUCUGCAAGCUUGGAAAACCCUUCAAAUAUAUCGUCACCUGUGUCAUCAUGCAGAACAACGGAGCUGGUCUCCAAACAGCCAGCUCGUGCUUUUGGGACAACUCAACUGACGGAAGCUGUGCGGUAAAAUGGGAGAACAAGUCCAUGUGCUGCAUCGUUAGUGUUUUUGGCUUGGCCAUUUAAAAAUGAAGAAUGUUUGGCCAUGUUGGCUUUUUUUGUCAUGCAUAAUCAAAUACAAUUAUUUGAAAGAAAAAAAAAAAGCUUCAUGUCCAGCUUUUAUCCAAUUUAUUUGAAUGACACCAGGACCCACAAUCUCAUAAAA